Molecule: messenger RNA, 2423 nt
Organism: Neopsephotus bourkii (Bourke's parrot)
Lineage: Eukaryota; Metazoa; Chordata; Aves; Psittaciformes; Psittacidae
Gene: ECEL1
Product: endothelin converting enzyme like 1
Exons: 17
Coding region: 1-2286 (761 amino acids)
Biological process (GO): protein processing
Cellular component (GO): plasma membrane
Molecular function (GO): metalloendopeptidase activity
Source: RefSeq, a predicted model, not a curated record
AUGGAGAAGACCUACUCGUUGACAGCCCACUAUGAUGAGUUUCAGGAGGUGAAGUACGUGAGCAAGUACCAGAGUGGCACCCUGCCCAAUGGCUUCACCCUCCAGCUCGGCACCGGGGCCAAGAAGCGUCGUGGGGGGCUGCCGCGCUGGAGCCGCCGGGAGGUCUGCCUGCUCUCAGGGCUGGUGUUCGCUGCGGGGCUCUGUGUCAUCUUGACGUGCAUGUUAGUCCUCAAGUACCUGGCAGCUGAAGGGGACAGCUACUGCCUGGAGGGGUGCCAGGAGAAGAAGGCCUUCCUACGGGCAUCCCGAUUCCUCAGCGCCAACAUGGAUGCAACCAUCGACCCCUGCCAGGACUUUUAUUCCUUUGCCUGUGGUGGCUGGCUCCGGCGACACGGCAUCCCGGAGGACAAGCUGGUGUAUGGCACCAUCGGGGCCAUUGCAGAGCAGAACGAAGCCAAGCUGCAGGCGCUGCUGAGCCGCCCCGUGCGGCGCCGAGCUCCCGCCUCGGCCGAGAGGAAGGUCAAGGAGUUUUUCCGCUCAUGCCUGGACCGAGCUGAGAUUGACCGGCUGGGUCCGCGGCCCAUGCUGGAGGUCAUCGGGGAGUGUGGCGGCUGGGAUGCCCCUCCGGGCCGUGGAGACAUCAAUGAGCUGCUCUACAAGACGCAGGGAGUCUACAGUGCUGCGGUGCUCUUCUCCCUUACUGUCAGCCUGGACGAGAGGAACACCUCCCGCUAUGUCAUCCGGAUUGACCAGGAUGGGCUAACUCUGCCUGAACGGACCCUCUACCUGGGGCAGGAUGAGGAGAGUGAGAAGAUCCUGGCGGCAUACCGGGUGUUCAUGGAGCGGUUGCUCACCCUCCUGGGGGCUGAGCACGUGGAGCAGAAGGCUCAGGAGAUCCUGCAGCUGGAGCAGCACCUUGCCAAUAUCACAGUGUCUGAGUAUGACGAUGUGCGGAGGGAUGUCAGCAGCAUGUACCACAAAGUGACCCUGGGUGAGCUGCAGCGCAUCACCCCCACGCUCAAGUGGAAGCGCUUGCUGGACCGCAUCUUCAAUGACAACUUCUCGGAGGAGGAGGAGGUGGUGCUGCUGGCCACCGACUACAUGCACAAGGUGUCUGACCUCAUCCGCGUGACGCCCAGCAGGAUUCUUCACAACUACAUGCUGUGGCGCAUUGUGGUGGUGCUGAGUGAGCACCUCUCCACCCCCUUCCGUGAUGCCAUCCAUGAGCUCUCUAAGGAGAUGGAGGGCAAUGAGAAGCAGCUUGAGCCGGGCAAGGUCUGCCUGAGCCAGGCUAACAAGCACUUCGGCAUGGCCCUGGGCGCCCUUUUUGUCGAGGAGCACUUCUCCUCCACCAGCAAAGCCAAGGUACAGCAGCUGGUGGAGGACAUUAAAUACAUCCUGGAUCAGCGCCUGGAUGAGCUGGACUGGAUGGAUGAGGAAACACGGCGAGCAGCCAGAGCCAAGCUCCGGUACAUGAUGGUGAUGAUCGGGUACCCCGAUUUCCUGCUGAAACCAGAGGCCAUCGACAAGGAGUAUGAGUUUGAUGUGGAUGAGAAGACCUACUUCAAGAACAUCCUCAACAGCAUUGCCUUUGGCAUCAGGCUCUCAGUGAAGAAGAUCCGGCAGGAGGUGGACAAGUCCGCGUGGCUGCUGCCUCCCCAGGCACUGAAUGCGUAUUACCUGCCCAACAAGAACCAGAUGGUGUUCCCUGCUGGCAUCCUGCAGCCCACCCUCUACGACCCUGAGUUUCCGCAGUCACUGAACUAUGGUGGGAUCGGCACCAUCAUUGGGCAUGAGCUGACCCAUGGCUACGAUGACUGGGGGGGACAGUAUGACCGGCAUGGGAACCUGGUGCACUGGUGGACAGAGCGGUCAUACAGCAAGUUCCUGAAGAAGGCGCAGUGCAUCGUAAACCUCUACGACAACUUCACUGUCUACAACCAGCGGGUGAAUGGCAAACACACACUGGGGGAGAACAUUGCUGACAUGGGGGGGCUCAAACUCGCCUACUACGCUUACCAGAAGUGGGUGCGGGAGCAUGGCCCAGAGCACCCCCUGCACCACCUGAAAUACACACACGACCAGCUCUUCUUCAUUGCCUUUGCCCAGAACUGGUGCAUCAAGCGGCGAUCCCAGUCCAUCUACCUGCAGGUGCUGACAGACAAACAUGCCCCAGAGCAUUACAGGGUCCUGGGCAGUGUCUCUCAGUUCGAGGAGUUUGGACGUGUUUUCCACUGCCCCAAAAACUCACCCAUGAACCCGGUGCACAAGUGCUCAGUGUGGUGAGGCCAAUCCCCCCUCGCAGGCUGGCAUCCCCCAUCCCCAUCCCUGCUGCAGUGCCACUCUGUGCCUGCUCCACGCCUCUGCCCACCUCCUCCUCCUACUCUCCAGGCAAAGAGGGCACCCCUGGGUGACAUGGAGGG